UGCGAGUUUUUGGUUAACCUGUACACCUGUCAAUUAUCUAAAUAAGGUGCCAAACUAUAUUGGGGAUGAAUCAACAACUCAAAGGAAAAAGAAGAAUAUGUGCCAAGUGUAUAUAAACUAAGUGUCGCCAACACAAAACCGGAAAAAAUGAGUGAACCAAAACGUGUAAAACUCGAUAGUGAAGUGCUCUAUCCAAUAUUAUCUGAAGAUUUGACUGAAGAUACGCCUUUAAUUGAAGUGUACUAUGAUACAAUAGCAGAUCCAAAAAAUAUUUCGAAAGUUAUUCUCAGCAUUAAUACUGUGUGUCCUAUUUUGGACUUGACGCAUUUGAAAAGAGUGAGAGGGAGGGAUAUUUUGAUUUUUCCCACGGAGGGUAUAGAUAAAGAUAAUGUUAGAAGUAUGUUGGAGGGGAAACAUUUUGAUGUUACUCUUUUGGAGGGAAAUUUUAGAACCACAUUAGUAGCCAAAAUACCUCCUAGGGUUAGAAGACAGUAUGAUAAAGUACAUAAGCUUUGGCCUUGCAACUUUCAUAGCAACAAAUAUUUGGAAAAGCUGUCCACAAAUACCCUUUUUAGUUCUCAAGAAUUGCAACAGCAUGUUGAUUAUAUAAAGUUAUGUAUUGAUAUAGCCCAAAACUUUGAGAAAAAAAUUGGAACAAUAUUUGUAGAUCCACAAAUUAACUCCGUAGUAUCCAUAGGCUAUAGCCAAGAAUUAGAAGGACCAUGCAGACAUUCUAUCAUGGUGGCUAUAGAUAAUGUAGCUAAAACCCAAAAUGGAGGUACAUGGAACCUAGAAAUAUCUCCCAAAAACGAAUCCGAAUUAGAUUUAAGGGGAAUCCCAAAUAACAUCCUCCCAACCCUCCAAAAUAAUCACAAAAAUGUAUCAUUUGGAGCUUCAAAAUACAAAGCGAAAGACGAACUCGAGGUGCCUACAGACGGCCCCUACUUGUGCACAGGUUACUACGUUUACAGCACUCACGAGCCGUGCGUAAUGUGCGCGAUGGCCCUAAUACAUAGCCGUGCGAAAAAGGUGUUUUACGGCGCGCCGUCCAGUAAUGGUGCUUUAGAAACGUUGUGUAAAAUACAUACUGUCAAAGAUUUGAAUCAUCAUUAUGAAGUUUUCGGUGGUUUGUUAAGGACUGAAUGCGAAAAAUUAUAAAGUGUUGGUUUGUCUAACUUUUAAAAUUUGUUAUCCUUGGCAUUAGAAAAGUGCAACAAGUGAGGAAAAUACCUAAUUGAUUUUUAACGAGCAUUAGUUUCAUGCACGAGCGUAGCUAGAAUGCGAGUUUAAAAUCGACGAUAAUUCACGAGUUGCGCAUAUUAUUUUUUUCCACAAUCAAAUAAACGUAAAUCAUUAAACUCCGUUAACAUUAACAUCUCUCAAAAGAAAUUAAUGAAAAUUAUUUAAUAGUAGUUCCAAAUGUAAACAAUGUUCAAACUCAUAUUUAUGUCGCACAAUGUCCUAUUAAUUAACACCCAUUUCAUUCUUAAAAUAAAACGGUGG
Molecule: messenger RNA, 1503 nt
Organism: Brassicogethes aeneus
Lineage: Eukaryota; Metazoa; Arthropoda; Insecta; Coleoptera; Nitidulidae
Source: the annotation of a GenBank genome assembly